Molecule: messenger RNA, 762 nt
Organism: Penicillium odoratum
Lineage: Eukaryota; Fungi; Ascomycota; Eurotiomycetes; Eurotiales; Aspergillaceae
Product: T2 family ribonuclease
Exons: 4
Coding region: 1-762 (253 amino acids)
Biological process (GO): RNA catabolic process
Cellular component (GO): extracellular region
Molecular function (GO): RNA binding; ribonuclease T2 activity
Source: RefSeq, a predicted model, not a curated record
AUGCCGUUUUCGCGAUUUCUCACUUUGGCUACCAUCACCACCGGUGCUUUGGCGCAACUGAGAACUUGCUCAAACAAUGGUACCCUGAGCUGCCACAGUUCGUCCAAGGCACCAACCUGCUGCUACAAUUAUCCGGGCGGAGCUCUCCUGCAGACCCAGUUUUGGGAUACUGACCCCUCGACUGGCCCGACUGAUUCGUGGACGAUCCACGGCUUGUGGCCCGACAACUGCGAUGGUACCUACCAAUCCAAUUGUGACUCCUCGCGCGCAUACACCAAUAUCUCCGAUAUCCUGACCGCGCAGGACCGCACCGAUCUGCUCUCCUACAUGCAGACCUACUGGGUUAGUGACAGCGGCACCGAUGAGUCCUUCUGGGAGCAUGAGUGGAGCAAGCACGGGACCUGCAUCAACACGAUCAAGCCGAGCUGCUACACUACCUACUCUCCGCAAGAGGAGGUUGGGGACUUCUUCCAGAAGGUAGUGGAUCUGUUCAAGGGGUUGGACACAUACCAGGCAUUGUCCUCGGCUGGUAUCACCCCCGACGACUCGAAGACAUACGAGCUCAGUGAUAUCCAGAAUGCACUGUCCAAGCUACAUGGCGGAUCGGUACCUUACGUUGGCUGCGAGGAUGGUGCGCUGAGCGAGAUGUGGUAUUUCUUUAAUGUGGCUGGUAAUGCCAUUAACGGCCAGUACAAGCCUACUGAUUCCCUUACAUCAUCGAGCUGCCCUAGCAGCGUCAAGUACUUACCCAAGAGUAACUAA